This is a messenger RNA of Cyprinus carpio (common carp), 2262 nucleotides long. Its product is annotated as sister chromatid cohesion protein DCC1-like. NCBI's taxonomy places the organism in Eukaryota, Metazoa, Chordata, Actinopteri, Cypriniformes, Cyprinidae. The coding region runs from base 1091 to 1894 and encodes 267 amino acids. The record is from RefSeq and is a predicted model, not a curated record. Gene Ontology annotation, cellular component: chromatin; nucleus; Ctf18 RFC-like complex. The transcript has 8 exons. Gene Ontology annotation, biological process: mitotic sister chromatid cohesion; maintenance of mitotic sister chromatid cohesion.
UCCCAGACAUAUAUUUCAAAUUCUGAAAUCUAAAAAUCUAUGAUUAUUUAUGUAAAAAAUAAGAAUAUAAAUUAUUGCAAUUUUUUUUAAUUUGAAAAGAGUGAGAUAAACAUAAACCAUUUUAAUACAUAUGAAUUGUGUGAUUAUUUGUGGGUGAUCGUAUUUAUUAGUUUUAUUAUUUAAAUUACAAAACAGUCCUCAGCUGCGGUGUCAUAUGUCCACCACAACAAACAAUUUUGCCCCAUUAAUGUUUUUCGAAAAUAAGUUUACGUUUACCAAGGGCAACAGUGCCAAUGACGACCAUUUUUUUAAGAUAAAACAUGGGACAUGAUGUAUAAAGAAAACAGAAGACAUCUCUCGGGGACACGAUGCUGUAUGGAGUUAGUGUUCAGUGGCUCUGCGCAGAUUUGCGAGCAUCAAAACAACAACAGAAAAGAACGCGGUCAGUGAAUGAAAUCGUGUCAUGGAGCGCCAUCUAGUGGACAAGUGACGUUUACACACUUUUACGGGUGCGCGUGGAAACGUUCAUUGGCUCUUAUUGCAGUCAAUCAACAUUUUCUUCCGGCCAAAAUAUUCCGGGAAAGUUGAGCGCUGACAACAGCACAAGUCUUUAUGUUAAGUCGACUUGGAUAAAACAAAUUCUGACAGCAUGAGGACAUUAGAAGAGGUUCAAGCCACACUACAAAUCGCUAAAGUAAAAGAAGAAGACCUGCAGCCCGUCAGUUACUGUCUUUCUUUCGGAGACUAUGUAUCUACUACUGUCUCAUGGAGCUGGAUGAUACACUUUGCAAACACAUUGAAGCAGACAAGAAGUUAGUUAUUAUUACUUCCCUUUAAGCUGUAAGAGCAACUUACCAUCUCAGUAUUAAUAAUUAAGCCAGAAAUUCAUUUCGAAACCGUUUGAGUAAAAUGUGGUGUUGUGGAAUCAUUCAUCUGUCGUGAUGUCUAGAUUUCUCAGUAGUCUAAUAAUAAGAGGCGAUAAAGACGAGCAUGCAGUUCUGUGCAGUGAAGACAAGACACGUCCAAUCUGCUGCUGUUUGUCCCUGGAUGUAAAUCUCCAGAUCAACAGAUCUCAGCAUCUCCUCAGCUCAUGCAUGCACAGAUUUGGGGGUUUUCAAAUUGUUACUGGGAGCUGAGAAGACAGAGACCAAGGUUAAAGAAGUUGAAGAAACUUCUGAUGGAGAAUCCGUAUGAUGGUCCAGCGGUGGGUAGCUAUGCAGGAGGAGGCGCCGGGACUGAAGGAUUUUGGAGGAUCCUGGAUUUUGAUUAUGAGAUGAAGCUCCUAGGUCAUGUGACCCAGCUGGUGGACUCAGAGUCUUGGUCUUUCAGCAGAGUUCCUCUCAGUGCCUGUCUGGAAGAGCUGGGAUCCUUUGAGCCAAAAGCCAUGAUAGAACACUGUCUGAACUGUUAUGGAAGACGCUACAGUAUUGAAGAUGGUCAGGUGAUGCACGCACUGGAUGAGGACAAAGUAUGUAGGGCCACAGCUCAGCUGCUCCUGCAAAAUGCUGUGAAGUUCAACCUGUCAGAGUUCCAGGAGGUUUGGCAGCAGAGUGUUCCUGAGGGAAUGAGUGCAAGACUGGAUCAGCUCCGGGGUUUAGCUCUGUUAGAUCGAAGCACUAAACCAGAGACCAUCUCACUGCUGCGGGAAGAAGAUCUGCCUGAGGACACACUGGAGCGAUUCAACAGCCUCUUCAGCCUGAGAGAAAAAUGGAUGCAAGAUGAUAUCGAACCCUACAUACAAUCUCAGUGUUCAAGACCACCAGCUAUACAAGUAAUCAUACAUACCAGAAGUGAAGAUUGGACUGUGUCUGAUGGGACUGUACACUUCUCACAAUAUGACCUUGCUGUCAUUCGUGGUCAUCUUGAUUCUGACAUUCCACGCUUGUCUGAGUGAGCCAGACAUGCUGCACCCAUCUCAGCCCUGCACCAAAGCAGAAAACGAGACUGGUUACAACACUUUUCUUAAACGACACAUCCGCGAAGGCACACCAACCGAUCUGAAAAAAGAAAACUGGAAGAAGUUCAUUAACAGCAUCAACACCUGGAACAGGAUGACUCAGUCAUUCUUUCCCUUCAGUGAGAAAAACCGGGUGGAAGCUGUGUGUUCAUCAGGAGGACAGAUGUUGAAGAAGAACCUCUGCAUCAGCAAGAAGUCUUUUUCCUUCAUCACUGUUAAGAUUGACAGUAAGGAGAAAAAAAUCAAAAGUGUCAAACGUCAAAAACAGCAUGUUAUUCUUGCCUGUGAUAAAUUUGGAAACAAAU